Messenger RNA from Exophiala spinifera, 579 nucleotides. RefSeq lists its product as uncharacterized. Lineage: Eukaryota; Fungi; Ascomycota; Eurotiomycetes; Chaetothyriales; Herpotrichiellaceae. Bases 1 to 579 code for a protein of 192 amino acids. The transcript has a single exon. The record is from RefSeq and is a predicted model, not a curated record.
AUGAGCAACUAUCCAAGAAGAAGCGCGCGGAUAUCACAUCUCCAAGAGCAACAUAGAAACAAUCUUCCAUCGCCUUCAUUUGCACGCGGAUUCUCGCAAUCUUCAAGCACAUCGACAAGUUCGCACCCAAGUCCUGUCAGUGACGGCCUUCAAGCUGCGGAACCGCAGCACCCACACCUAUCUCAGCCUCAGCACCAAAUGCAGUCGCUCUUCAUGCCCCUCCAUCAACAACAGCAGCAACCGCACGCACAUGCUCCUUUACCUUCGCCAUCGACGGCAGAGUUGGAGCCCUUUUUCAGUCGAUCGCAUUCGCAGUCAAAUCCAUACGCUUCCCAGCAAUCCCACCUCAGCUUUCAGGCUCAGCAACGACAACAAUCGUACCAGGUACCGUCGGAGCAGACGGAGCAGCAUCAGAUGCAUCCUCAGCUACAUCCACACACCAAUUCCAUGUCACAGGAGCACCCCAUUCAUGGACAAGCGCUGAACCCAGGUCAAUUGCCGCCGGACUUUCUUGCCGAGGCAGCCAAACGCGCCCAAAUUGCCUGUCUCAUGAGAGACCUUGGUGACGUCUCGCUCUAG